This is a messenger RNA of Danaus chrysippus (African queen), 279 nucleotides long. The record is from the annotation of a GenBank genome assembly. Lineage: Eukaryota; Metazoa; Arthropoda; Insecta; Lepidoptera; Nymphalidae.
AUGGGAAAAGAUAAGAAGAAAGGACCUAAAGCAAAUGUCUUUAAAGUAGCAGGAGCUAAAAGUUUAAAGAAAACCAAAGCUAAGGCAGUUAAUCUAGGUUUAAAAAAUAUGAAACAAAAGGUUGCUGAUAUAGAUAAACAGUUUCUAGAAAUAAAACAGAAACCCUUACCAAAUCCAAAGAAAUCUGAAGUUGUACUCCCACAGAAGAAAGACCAAAGGGAAGUAACACAGAAAGAAAUAUCUGCCACUGGUGAUAAUAUUUCAAAAAUGGAUUUAUAG